Vicugna pacos (alpaca) is the source of this 2761-nucleotide messenger RNA. Lineage: Eukaryota; Metazoa; Chordata; Mammalia; Artiodactyla; Camelidae. The record is from RefSeq and is a predicted model, not a curated record.
AUGGCUCCCAAAUCUCAAAAACGAAAGAUCUCAAAAACUGGAAAAAAAAAAAUAACAUUACCUGUUAGUGAAGAAGCAGAACCUAUAAAUAUGGAGAGCAUGGGUCAUCCGGAAAUUUAUCCUUUGGUGUUAACUACCAAGACCCAGGAAAUAUUUAACUGCCGAAUAGAUGAAGAUAUCACGGAUGAACAACCUUAUAAACUUAUCAGAAAAGAAGAUAUUUUUGCAGAUUUCAUAAACAGAGCUGCAGUAUCUGAUUUCUACCCAGUCAAAAAAAUUAUUCAGGAAUAUCCUGGAGAUGAGCUUCUGCUAGUUUAUGACAAAGACUUCAAAUAUGGACUUAACUUUUAUCUUAUUGGAACUGAAGAGGGCAAGGAAAACUAUUUAAAUCCCCUAGAGGUACCAGAAGAACAGGAGGAAUAUAAAGAGCAUAUUCCUGAGGAUCUGUAUGUUUAUAAGCCGCCUGUCUCCAAGCCAUGGGUCUCUUUGGGUAGUGAAAGAGAAAUUGACGAAGAAACGGUUAAAGAAUCUACAAAACAGAUUACAUAUAUGAUUUCUCGAAAACGAAGUGAAUUUGGUGCCCCUAUUAAGUUUAGUGACCAGAAUGCUUCCAGUGUAAAAGAUGCCUAUAUUGAAUGUACAGCCUACCCAGAUAAAAAUUUUACCCUUAAGCAACUUGAAAGAGAUGUCGGCAUGCAAGUCAUCCCCCAAAUCAAGGACAUAAGUACUCAGACAAGAUGGACAUAUCCCCAAAAUGCCACGACACAAUAUCAUCCAAGAGAAUUUUCAGAAGAGGAAAAAAAGACACUGGAACAAUCAAAAACUUUGACUGAUUUUCUUAACAGUGUGUCUAUGAGUGUUGAAAUAGCCCUGCAGCAAAAUGAAAUCAUGAAUGUAUUUAUUGAUGACUGGAAACGCCUGGCAGAAGAAGAAGGCACCUUUGGGGACAAGACUGAUACCCACCUGAAAGAGUACCAGUCCUUUACUGACCUUCAUAGCCCCACGGAGAAGAUGAUCACCUGCGUCUCCUGGCAUCCAGUUAUCUUUGGGCUAAUAGCCGUAUCGGUGGCUGUACGACUCUCCUUUGAAGAGAGAGUCCACUUUUCUGGUAAAUUAUUGCUGCAGCCAUCACUGAUUCUUUUCUGGAGCUUCUCCGAUCCCAUACAUCCUCAGUUAAUGCUGGAGAGCCCAGAUGACAUCUUCUGCUUCGAGUUCUGUCCAAGUGACCCUAAUAUCAUUGCUGGAGGCUGCAUAAAUGGGCAGAUUGUCAUGUGGGACAUCACCGCACACGCUGAUAGAAUAGAAAACAUCAAGGCGGGUGGGAGCAGAAGUAAAAAAGUCACCCUCAAGCCAUUGUUUCUACUUGAACCAGAGAGUAAUAAAGAAGUAAUGUAUAUCAGACACUGUGCUGUCUCCUCAAUAGAAAACGGACAUAGGAAAGUCAUUACCGAUAUACACUGGCUGUCUGACACGUUUGAGAUUAACAGACUGGGUUCUGUCUUUGAAAAUCGAAGCGGAAUAUCCUGUCAACUUGCCACUUGUUCCGCAGACUGCACAAUAUGUUUUUGGGAUAUCAGACCACAGAAGGCUUUAACUCCCCAGCCAACAGAGAAAAAGAAAGAAGAAAGUAUUGAAAUUCCUUUUGAUGUACCAUCCACUUUUUUGCAUCUAGAUCUCUCCUGGAAACCUUUCUCUAAAAUAAGACUGUCUAAAGGUGAAACAACUUUGGACCACUGCCCGACCAAGAUAAGCCUGAGUGAUGACACCCUCCUUUACAAAGAGCAAGAAUCGGGACAGUCGUCCUUUGGAGGUCUGCCCAUUCUUCGUUGCAGGAAUGUAAACAGUGUUAUUAAGGAUGAAAUGGCCUUUUCCACUCCGACAGCAAAGAAGCCAGUGAGCCUCUACACGGUCCACGACGGGGCUGUGCACACUGUUCAGAGAUCACCUUUUUACCACGACAUCAUCCUCACCGUUGGGGGAUGGAACGUGGCCAUCUGGAAAGAAGGUGUUAUGACUGGACCCCUCCUUCAGUCAUGCUGUGCACCAAAAAGGUACACCUCGGGGCACUGGUCCCUGACAAGGCCUGGAGUCUUCUAUAUUGGCCGGGAAGAUGGAUACCUUGAUAUCUGGGACCUUCUGGAGAAAACCCACGAACCAGCCCAGUCACAAAACAUCUGCAUAACUAUGAUCACCUGCGUCAAACCCUGGACCUUUUCUGCUAAGCAGCAGUUUAUAGCCGUAGCCGAUUAUUUUGGAACACUGCAUAUACUGGAAAUUCCUUGGACGUUAAGUCACCCUUCCACCAAUGAGGUAUCAAGUGUACAUUACUACUUUGAAAGGGAAGUCAAGCACCUGGAAUAUGUAGAGCAGCGCAAAAAAAUUCGUGAACAGGAGAAGAAAGACAUGGAGCUGGAAAUGGAGAAGAAAAAAGUUAAAAUGUAUCAGAAGUCAAAAGAACAAAUGGAGACUGAACUGAAAAUGGAAUACGAGAGUUAUUUGGAACUGGAAAGGAACGUCCUCGUCAAUCUUGGUCUCAUCAAAGUGAAAGAGACGAUGUCAUACGUGGAAAUGGUAUAAAAGAGCUUCCCAUAGGGGUGUUCUGGGGGCUUCGUGGGACUGUCCUUUCAUUCAUUAUUUUUUAUGUAAGAUGAACUAGCAAACUAAACAUUAAAAAGGUUUACAUAUGAAUAUUAAGCUUUUAUUUCACUGCUGUUAAAACUUUUGAAUUAUAACAAUAAAACGUUUCAGUUUUUGGACUGAA